GGGGAUAUUGCUGAAAGAAGUCCCCAACCUGUGGCCAUACGAGAAUCUCGUGAUCGAGGACCUCACAGCACUCAUCUUUUGGUUGAAGCUCCACCUACAUAUCAGUCAUGCACAGUGAUAAGACAGUUAACAGGAUUUCAAGUUUAUAAUCCAAGUGUAAGAGCUGUUGUUGAGGAGAAUACGCAACCAGUUGCUAUGUCUUCCAGAUCAUCAGAGGUACUAGAACAUAUGAAUGCAAGUGAAUCUCCUCUCAAUCUUAGUGGACAAAGAAAUUCACCAGAACAGUCGGAGGAAGUAAAUAGAGAACAUUUACUUGAAAAAGUAUCUGUUCGCCGAAGGCGUCAUCGUGGACCAAAGUCUUGGGAAUUUCUUGUUAGACUCAUCAAAGAUCCCUCAACAAAUCCUACACUUAUCCGUUGGGAGGAUGAGGAAUCAGGAACAUUUCGCUUAGUUCGUCCAGCCAUUAUAGCACAACAGUGGGGCAGAAGGGCUUCAAAACAUGCUAAUGAAUGCCUUAGUUAUGAGAAUUUUGCAAGAGGAUUAAGGUACCAUUAUGCCACAGGAGCUCUUCAUCCAGUAUCGGAAAGAAAUCUGGUGUACAAAUUUGGGAAAAAAGCACUAGCACUACUGAGAAAAUAUAGUUCAGUCUCUGAACCAGUUCCAGCUCCACUAACUUCCAUUGAAAGUGGUUCCUGAACUCUAAAAAAGUUGUCUGAUUCACUUGUAACCUCAUGUGGAAGGAGGUACCAGUGGAAUACUGACCGGGGGUUCAAAGAUGUAGAAAGUCCUAAAAUGUUCGUGCCUGCAUGAUUGCUGCAUAUGGACAUUAGUUUUAAGCUUGUUGACUAAUAUUAAGGUACGUUGUAUACUUCAUAGUGCCUUUAGUUUUUGUAUGAAAGUUUUCAAGGUACACAGCAUCUAGUAGGUCAGUAGGACUUUCCUUUCUGUAGAAUUGAUUUCUACGCUGUACAGUGCAUGUAUUAUUGGCAAAAUUGAGGAAGUAGUCACAUUAACCACUCUAGUUUUAAUGUAGGCGAAGAGUAAAAUUCAGAAUAUUUUAGGAGCCAAUGAGCAAACUGGUGAAAUUAAAGCCUUAGUAUUAUGACCUUAACACUGAGUUGAGAGGCAAAUUUUGUGAUAAUUUUUUACCCAACAUUAUAUACUUUAGAUUAAAUGUAUGUAUAAUAUUUUGUGUGUGGUCUAGUUUCACUUAUAAAUCAGUCAAUCAGUCUGUCAACCAAAGCAGAUAUUUUUUAUUGUGUAUGUUGUAUUGCUAGAAAUUAUCAAGGGAUAUGGCAUUAGCAUUAUAAAUAGUAUUGAAGAAUAAUAAGAUAAAUGCUAGUCACAUGAUUAAGGUUGGAUGUUAAUGAUAGGCAUGUAUAGAGAAUUAUUUUAGUAAUUUUUUACAGAAAUAAGUAUCUGGAAAGUUACCAUUUUCCCUUGUUAAUACAGUGUACUGUACAUUGAAAGCCAUACAUAUCAUCAUCAUACUAACAUUCAAAAGUUAGUAAAACUUAGCGACUGACCAGUCUCCAACUGAAUAUACUGCAGCUCAUUCCUGUAACAAAGAAGCUGUUUUAUUAAAGAAAUGGCGAGUUUGAUCAAAUUUCAAACUUUUAGUAUCUGUAAAAUUAGUUUCUCCAUUUUCUAAUAGUUUAUUUCUUAGCAUUUUGCAUUAGUUCUCACUGGUGAAGAAAUCUUUCUUCAAAUAUUUUGCAAAAUUCUUAUGAUAAGAAUAUUUAUCUUGUCAGAGGAAUUUUGAACAUUAGGAGAUUGAUAUUUACAAAUCCCAAGUAUGUCAAUGAUUUGAAUGAAUCUAAAUAUUUGUGUAAGUACAUUAGUACUGUGUUAUAGAUUUUUGACAAUGCUCAACUGUAGACUACAGUAGAAAGCUCAGAAUUACAGCAAGUUAGGGAAACUGAACUUCUCAUUGUACUGAUUAAUACUCAGCAAUCGCCUUGCUGUACUAUACAUCCAAUUUGUUUUUCAUACUAAAUUUGCACUCUCCCACAGUGGAAUGUUCCAGGUUAGCCUAGACUAUACAUGGUUUAUGGUAACCUAUGAUGAAUAUUCAAGAAUCAAGAUUAAAACAUUUAUCUUUUUCACUUACUGAUUUUGACAUUUUCAUAAUGAGUACAUUAAAUAUAUGGAAUGCUUUUUUUGCAGUUAGGCUAUCUUGAAUAGAAUUAAGGAUAAAUAUUAGAUGUGGGAAGAAGCUUACCAGCAUAUUAAUGAUUCUUUGUGAUUGUAGUCUAAAAGAAAGUACAGUAUAGUAAGUUAGAGCAGUUAAAGAUUUUUUUCCUUUUCAUUUUGGGCAAAACUUGAACUAGGCAUAAGCAGCCUAUCUUAUUCACAGUAUAGUGUCUUUCUUCUUUUUAUUACAGGUUGGGCAUUUAUUUAUAUGUAGUCAUUAUUUAUUUUUAAUUGAAAAUAAUUUUUCUAAUAAAGUACUUUCCCUUCAUAGUCAAUUUGUCUAUUGCAACAAAUUAACGAAGAACUGAAUCAACAAAUUCUCCUAAAUAUCACCAUCGUAUUCAUUGUCAUUCACAUGUAAUGCUUUGCAUAAAUGAAUGGCAAAAAACAGUGCAUUUAUAAUUUAGCAGCCUAUUUAUUAUAUGCAGGUUGCACAUGGCUAACAUAACUAGCACAGUAAUGCCACUCAUUGGGGCUUAGAGUUGCCUAGAACUUUGUUAUUAGCAUUAUUAUUAUUUUUACUGGAGCCUUGUCAAAUAUUCUGUGAAGUUCAUUUAUGUGAUAAGUAUGGAUAAUGUUUAUGUAUAUUAGGUGACUACAAACAGUUCUUAUAGUGUCCUCUAUAGGUUUGAUAACUGAUGUGUCCUGAUAGCUGAAUCUUGGAUAUGAGGUUCUGCACUGUUGUUAUACUGAGAAGUUUUCUAGUAUUUAUUACCGAAUCAGCCGUUUCAGGCUCUUUAGGUUAUGUUAGUCUUUUUUUAACUGACAUAUCUGAGGAGAAUGGAUAAAAGUAAAAAUAAAUCUAAUUUUUUGCUUGGGGAAUAAAAAUGCCUAAUAUGUCUUGUCAUUAGUGGUAGAAGUUUGUUAUCAAUGGAUCCUUUAAGUGAAAGUUCUGAAAUCUUGAAAAGAAAUAUCUUCAAUAGUUUGAGAAGGUUACUAAUUGUGCCCAAUACUUUUGGAGAUUUGGACAUUGCUUGAAUUCUACCUGAGAUGCUGUGACUUGAACAGGAUUAGAAUUCAAAAUAACUUUUAGUUGAAGUAAUUUCAAUUUGUUUAAUGUUACUGUUAUCAUGUUGCAUUGUUAUGGGAAUAUAGAUUAAUAUUCUUAAGUAUUGUUAUAGUUAAUUCCAUGUAUUAUAUUGUAUUUCAUAUUCAGUUACUCGUGCCUCUUGUGGCUUGUUAUGGUACUUGAAUUUUGCUUUCUUAAUAUUGUCAUCUUUUCCUUGAAUACAUAUAUUUUAGGUUUGUUCCCCUUUCUCCAGUUUUAGAGAUGAGUUCUGUAUGUUUACAUUUGAAUUUGUUUCACUUACAAAUAAAGUCUGUCUGUCUAACCAUGUAGCUUGAAGGAUAGCAUGUCUAGCUCGCAACUGGGUUACCUAUGUUUGAAUCUCAGUCUAGAAGAGGAGGGACAAAUGGGUGAGUUUCAUAAAAUUUAUUGUGUCAAUGGUGAUCUUAGUAAUGAAUUAGGAACAUAGUUGUUAGAUGACUGUUGUGGAUCAGUGCUUGGGUGGUGGAGAGAGAGAUAGAGAGGAGAAAAGAUAAAACUAAGUGAUUGUUAAUUGUUUUGUCAAAAAUGUGUACUAUCACAAAGAAAUGGCUCUGACAGUCUCUCUCUCUCUCUCUCUCUCUCUCUCUC
This is a messenger RNA of Macrobrachium nipponense, 3829 nucleotides long. RefSeq names its product ETS homologous factor-like. Gene Ontology annotation, biological process: regulation of transcription by RNA polymerase II; cell differentiation. Bases 196 to 696 code for a protein of 166 amino acids. Gene Ontology annotation, molecular function: sequence-specific DNA binding; DNA-binding transcription factor activity, RNA polymerase II-specific. The transcript has 3 exons. The record is from RefSeq and is a predicted model, not a curated record. Gene Ontology annotation, cellular component: nucleus. Lineage: Eukaryota; Metazoa; Arthropoda; Malacostraca; Decapoda; Palaemonidae.